Ruditapes philippinarum (Manila clam) is the source of this 2967-nucleotide messenger RNA. RefSeq names its product E3 ubiquitin-protein ligase rnf213-alpha-like. The transcript has 20 exons. Gene Ontology annotation, molecular function: ATP hydrolysis activity; ubiquitin-protein transferase activity. The coding region runs from base 1 to 2967 and encodes 988 amino acids. Lineage: Eukaryota; Metazoa; Mollusca; Bivalvia; Venerida; Veneridae. The record is from RefSeq and is a predicted model, not a curated record.
AUGUUGGCUAUACGGACAUUAGAAAAUAUUUCUCCACAUCCAUACCUUUUCUUCAAUGCUGAUAGCCAAACAUUCACAUUUCUUGGUUUUUACAUCAACAAUUUCGGGGAUCUUGUUGAUAUUCACAGUAAUGAAGUACUUGAAAAACGUAUCAUGAGCAGAACGUUGUUCCGAGCAUUGCUCCAAAAUGGCGUCCCUAUAAAGGAAGACUUUGAUUCUUUACAAAGGAAAGACAAGAUUGAAAGAUUAUGCAGAGUAAUUGGAGUUGACAAAUAUGACCAACGGGUUUACGAUGAAACUUACGAGUUGACGACAGAUAACUGUAAGAAAAUGCUUGCAGUAUACAUGCGAUUUAGGUGUGGCAUACCAGUCAUUAUUAUGGGUGAAACUGGCUGUGGAAAAACAAGAUUAGUUACAUUUUUGUGUGAGAUUAUGGUUCCAAGGGACAAGGAUACACAAGAACCAUUGACAACCAAUAUGAUAAUUAUGAAGGUUCACGGAGGUGUUACAAACGAGGAUAUCAAGUCAAAAGUUUGGAAUGCUGAAAGAAUAGCUGUUGAAAAUAUUGAAAAAUACGGAGAAAAUGUAUAUACAGUAUUGUUUUUUGAUGAGGCCAACACGACUGAAUCAAUCGGGCUGAUCAAGGAAAUUAUGUGUGAUAAAACAAUGGAAGGGAAGCCUCUCAACUGUAAAAACCUGAAAUUUGUUGCAGCGUGCAAUCCUUACCGAAAGUACCCAAAAGAAGUGAUCACAAAGCUUGAAAAAGCAGGUCUGGGCUACCAUGUAAAGGCGAUCCAAACAAAAGACAGGUUUGGCCGGAUACCAAUGAGACGUCUUGUUUAUCGUGUUCAACCAUUGCCUCAGAGUCUACUUCCGUUUGUUUGGGAUUUUGGUCAACUAUCAACAGCUGUUGAAAACUUGUACAUCCGACACAUGGUCCGGAGAUAUAUGGUCCAAAACGGUACAGAAAGCAUCAGAGUACAACUACCAAAUGAUGAACAAUUGCUUGAAGUUAUUAGUUCAAUUUUGACUCAGUCACAAGAAUACAUGCGCAGUUUAAAGGACGAGUGUAGUUUCGUGUCACUUAGAGAUGUCGAUAGAGUUUUACAAGUUAUGUGUUGGUUCUACAGUAUGAGCAAGGAUCGCAGAACAUUAUUUCAGCUUGCUGAUGAGAAGUUGAGGGAAAGGAAUCAAGAUCAGAAAUUGACUGACAUAACGAGGUCGCUGUUGCUUGCACUUGCUGUUUGUUACCAUUCCUCACUUAGCCAAAGGACCAAUUAUUGGAAAUAUAUAUCACAGUUUUUCCGUAUGCCAUGUGAGAUUUACGGUGGAUAUAUAAAUAUACUUGACGAAAUUGAUCGUGUACAAGAAGUUUUUCUGGACUCUGUCAACCUGGAGGAUAACAGUAACAUUGCACGAAAUCAUGCUUUAAAAGAAAACGUUUUCAUGAUGGUUGUCUGUAUUGAACUCCGAAUACCACUGUUUCUUGUCGGAAAACCAGGAAGUUCAAAAUCUCUCGCAAAAGUGAUCGUAACGGAUGCAAUGCAAGGGCAAGCAGCUAAAAAGGCUUUGUUCAAAGAGAUGAAACAAGUCCAAAUGGUUUCAUUCCAAUGUAGUCCUUUGACGUCGCCUGAAGCCAUUAUAUCUACAUUUCACCAAUGUGCAAGUUUUCAACAGAACUACAAAGACAAUUUAGAUAAAUUUGUAUCAGUUGUCGUUCUGGAUGAAAUUGGUUUGGCAGAAGACAGCGAAAGGAUGCCUUUGAAGACGCUACAUCCACUUUUAGAGGAUGGUUGCCAGGGAGACGAAAUCGCUGAACAGUACAAUAAGGUGGCCUUUAUAGGUAUAUCAAACUGGAGUCUUGAUCCAGCAAAAAUGAAUCGUGGAGUUUUUGUGCAAGGACAAGUUCCUGAUUUAUUAGAACUUGAAAAAACAGCAAGGGGAAUUUGUGCAUCUACACAACAUGUGAAUAAUUUGCUUAUCAAACCACUUUCAUUUGGAUAUUUGGAAGUCUUUAAAAAAGCAUCCGAAGAAAAAAGGGAAUUUUUUGGCCUCAGAGACUUUUACAGUCUGAUGAAAAUGAUAAAUCAAAUUGUACUUCGUUCCAAACAGUCAUAUUUACCUACCUAUAUAAAACUGAGAUUUGCUGUUAGACGGAACUUCAGUGGACUAGACAAUUUUGACACUUUUAAAAUAUUUAUUCGACAACUUACACAUUUUGACGAAAAGAAAGAGCGUCAAGAGCAUGAUCCGGAUGAUAGUUUUACAGGUCUGUUGAAAUCUUGGAUAACAAAUGAAUAUAGUGAUAGCCGACAUUUACUUCUCUUGACGGAAAACUACAGCAGCGCAAUUGCUAUGUUUGAGCAAGCAUUUCUAACAAAAACUAAAAUUCAGCCAAUUGUUAUAUUUGGAGGCAGUUUUAGACGAGAUCAAGAAUACACACAGAUUUGCAGGAAUAUCAACAAAAUUAAGAUCUGCAUGGAGACUGGAAAAUUGGUAAUUCUUGUAAACUCGGACAAUUUGUAUGAAAGUUUGUAUGACGCUCUUAACCAAUACUAUGUUUACUUCGGAGGAGAACGUUACGUUGAUUUAGGCUUUGGAACUCAUAGAGUGAAAUGUCCUGUCCAUAAAGAUUUCAAGUUGAUUGUUGUCGCGGAAAAACAAACCGUGUAUGAAAGAUUCCCAAUACCUUUGAUAAACAGACUGGAAAAGCAUUGUCUGAUGUCGACAGCUUUGUUGAAUGAAUACCAAAAACGAUUAGCAAGAUCGUUAAAAGAAUGGAUCGAAGGUGUUACAAAACAGUCUCUUUCGUUAAGGAAUAGAGCAACGGAAAAUGAUGUUGCAAAGGUUUUUAUCGGCUAUCAUCACGAUGUUUGCGCGAUACUAGCACUGGAAACCUGGACAGACGAAAUGAGCCUUGAAACAGUUGAUCACUGGGAUAAGGUGAUUUUGUGGGAUGCAAGUUAA